Molecule: messenger RNA, 2828 nt
Organism: Erinaceus europaeus (western European hedgehog)
Lineage: Eukaryota; Metazoa; Chordata; Mammalia; Eulipotyphla; Erinaceidae
Gene: MLLT3
Product: MLLT3 super elongation complex subunit
Exons: 11
Coding region: 263-1948 (561 amino acids)
Biological process (GO): regulation of DNA-templated transcription
Cellular component (GO): super elongation complex
Source: RefSeq, a predicted model, not a curated record
AUGCUCCGGAAUCUCAUCCACUGGCCCUGGAGCUGCUGCUGCUGCUGCUGCUUUUGCUUUUGGGGCUGAGUUUAAUAAGCGAGCGAGCGAGCAAACGCGGGGGGGUGGUGGAAAAAAAAAUAGGCAGAGAAUGUCCGCCAUCUACCCUCCGCUCCUGGGCGCGCUCUCAUUCAUAGCAGCCUCUUCAUGAAUUACAGCUGAAGGGGGGGCGGGGGAGGGGGGGUACCACACAACACCCCAGCAAACCUCCGGGCCCCCAGGCAUGGCUAGCUCGUGUGCCGUGCAGGUGAAGCUGGAGCUGGGGCACCGCGCCCAGGUGCGGAAAAAACCCACCGUGGAGGGCUUCACUCACGACUGGAUGGUGUUUGUGCGCGGCCCGGAGCACAGUAACAUACAGCACUUUGUGGAGAAAGUCGUCUUCCACUUGCACGAAAGCUUUCCUAGGCCAAAAAGAGUGUGCAAAGAUCCACCUUACAAAGUAGAAGAAUCUGGGUAUGCUGGUUUCAUUUUGCCAAUUGAGGUUUAUUUUAAAAACAAGGAAGAACCUAAGAAAGUCCGCUUUGAUUAUGACUUAUUCCUCCAUCUUGAAGGCCAUCCACCAGUAAAUCACCUCCGUUGUGAAAAGCUCACUUUCAACAACCCUACAGAGGACUUUAGAAGAAAGUUGCUGAAGGCAGGAGGGGAUCCUAAUAGGAGCGUCCAUACCAGCAGCAGCAGCAGCAGCAGCAGUUGUAGCAGCAGCAGCAGCAGUAGCAGCAGCAGCAGCAGCAGUAGCAGCAGCAGCAGCAGCAGCAGCAGCAGCAGCAGCACCAGUUUUUCAAAGCCUCACAAAUUAAUGAAGGAGCACAAGGAAAAACCUUCUAAAGACUCCAGAGAAUAUAAAAGUGCCUUCAAAGAACCUUCCAGGGAUCACAACAAAUCUUCCAAAGAAUCCUCUAAGAAACCCAAAGAAAAUAAACCACUGAAAGAAGAGAAAAUAGUUCCUAAGAUGGCCUUCAAGGAACCGAAACCCAUGUCAAAAGAGCCAAAACCAGACAGUAACUUACUUACCAUCACCAGUGGGCAGCAAGAUAAGAAGGCUCCUAGUAAAAGACCCCCCAUUUCAGAUUCUGAAGAACUCUCGGCCAAAAAGAGGAAAAAGAGUAGCUCAGAGGCUUUAUUUAAAAGUUUUUCUAGUGCACCACCACUAAUUCUCACUUGUUCUGCUGAAAAAAAACAGAUAAAAGAUAAAUCUCAUGUCAAGAUGGGAAAGGUCAAAAUUGAAAGUGAGGCAUCAGAAAAGAAGAAAUCAACUUUACCACCGUUUGAUGACAUUGUGGAUCCCAAUGAUUCUGACGUGGAGGAGAAUAUGUCCUCUAAAUCUGAUUCUGAACAACCCAGUCCUGCAAGUUCCAGCUCUAGCUCCAGCUCCAGCUUCACACCCUCCCAGACCAGGCAACAAGGUCCUUUAAGGUCUAUAAUGAAGGAUCUUCAUUCUGAUGAUAAUGAAGAAGAAUCAGAUGAAGCAGAGGAUAAUGAUAAUGACUCUGAAAUGGAGAGACCUGUAAAUAGAGGAGGCAGCCGAAGUCGCAGAGUUAGCUUAAGUGAUGGCAGUGACAGUGAAAGCAGUUCUGCAUCUUCACCCUUACAUCAUGAACCCCCACCACCCUUAUUAAAAACCAACAACAACCAGAUUCUCGAAGUGAAAAGUCCAAUAAAGCAAAGCAAAUCAGAUAAACAAAUAAAGAAUGGUGAAUGUGACAAGGCAUACCUAGAUGAGCUGGUAGAGCUUCACAGAAGGUUAAUGACGCUAAGAGAAAGACACAUUCUGCAGCAGAUUGUGAACCUUAUAGAAGAAACUGGACACUUUCAUAUCACAAACACAACAUUUGAUUUUGACCUUUGCUCGCUGGACAAAACCACAGUCCGUAAACUACAGAGUUACCUGGAAACAUCUGGAACAUCCUGAGGAUACAACAACUGGAUGCAUCAAAAACUAUUGGUUUUUUUUUUUUGGUUGUGAUUUUUUUUUUUAUGUUUGUUUAUAUGAAAACACUCAGAAUGAUGCAACCAAAAGGGAAAAAAAUAAAAAUCAAACAACCUUCAGCUUUAUUUUUCUUUAAAGCCAGUCAUCAUCUCUUGAUAAAGGAGAGGUUAAACAAACCAGCCUCAGUGGACCACUCUUCUCUCCAAGGAAAUCCCUGAGAAGAGUUAGCCUGGAUAGCCUUGAAAACAAACAAACACAACACAAGAAAACUUAAAGAAUGUGUAUGGUAUCAUGUAUCUCUCUCCUGUGGUGGUUCAGUCCACAGGACAAAUGCAUAUUCAACACACUGCCUUAUUACAUAACUGAUCUAUUUAUUAUCGCAUACAGAUAUUCUAAAGUCAUUGAGGGAAUGACACCACAAGACAUUUGAAGUACUUGGUCCCGUGGAUGCUCUUACAAUGCAGCGCCCUUGCCAUCCCAAGCCCAGUGACCUUACUCUACCGUGCCACUCUCCACCAACUUUUUCCAAGUUUUUCCACUUGUUGCAGUCUGUAUUUUUCACCUUUUGUUUUUCCACUUCCAGGACACAAAUUAUCAAAUGGGGGGGGGACCAAAUAGCCACCCUGAUUUUCUUCUUUGUGUUGGGGCCCAGUCCUUGGCUGUAUCCAUAUAAUGAUCUUGGACCAUGAUAGAAAAAUGCACCAAAUAGGAUCAUAUGAAUUUGUCUAGCCUUAGUCAAUAAACCUGUAGGACUUUAAAACAAAAGUGUACCUGUAAACGUCCUGCAUCCAAUAUUGUUGAGCUGUUAUCAACAUUCUUGUGUCUGUUUUCCUGUUACUAGAUAAACACAGAAGUAAAGGCA